AUGAGCCGGUUGCUGCAGUGCCCCGUCUAGGAUCUUCAGCCAGGACACUGGCGCAGACAAACACAGUGCUGGUCUGCCUCCAGCACCUCGCCGAAGACCCCAAACCAGGGCCAGACUAAAGCUCUGCCUAUCUCCUUCCCCGCACCCCGUCAGCACCAUGAGCCCGAGACUUCUCGCCGUCCUGCUGCUGGCCGUGCCAGCUAUCUCCCUUCCUGUGACAAAUGAAAUGAAUAAAGGGGACACUAAGGUGAUGAAGUGCAUCGUGGAGGUCAUCUCUGAUACUUUAUCAAAGCCAAACCCACUGCCAAUCAGUGAGGAAUGCCUAGAGACGCUCAGAGGAGAUGAACGAAUCAUUUCUAUCCUUCGCCACCAAAAUUUACUGAAGGAACUUCAGGAAAUUGCAGCUCAAGGUGCCAAUGAGAGAACUCAGCAGCAAAAGAAAAGUGGCUUUGAAGAUGAACUUUCUGAAGUCCUUGAAAGUCAGAAUGAUGAGAACAAGCAAAGAGAUGUGGCACAACAGCACCCUGAGGAGGAGCAGCCCACAGCAUCCCUGGCUGAGCUGGCAGCACAGAAAACCCAGCAAAAGGAAGAUGUGAGAGAAGAAGGAAAAAAUAGCCUGGAGGUAGGGGAACCUAAGCUGCAGGAUGCCAGCCCUGGUGAGAAGGAUGACCAGGACGAAGCAGAGAGCAACGAGAUCAAGGAUGCAGAAGAUGUGCAGGGAGAAGCAGCUUUGGACAACCAUGUUGACAAAGAUCUGGGUGAGGAUGAGCAACAGCAGCGAGGGGAAGGAGAGGAGCAGCGCAGAGGCCCCAGGAACAGCCUGGAGCUUGAGGAGGAGGGAGAGCAGCCAUCCAGGCAGGGCCAGGGGCAGAGCAAGGAGGAGGCAGCAGAGGAGCGCGUGGAGCAGGAGGAUGAUGGAGAAGAUGCUCCUGGAGAGGAGGACCCUACUGAAGCAGAGAGAUUACUUGAUUUGGCUGAGGAGGAGGGGGAGGCUGAGGAGAUGCAGGAAGAUGAUGGUAAUGACGAUGCUCUGGGAUUUGGCAAAGAUGAGCAGAGCUCUGAAGAGGAGGAAGAGCAGCCACGUGUACUGAGACGAGGAAGGCAUCGCCUGGAGGAUGAGGGAAUGCAGGCAGAGGAGGAUACCUUUCAGUCCAGGGAUGCCAAAAGUGAGGAAAUGGAGGAUGAGUCCUCCAGGGAGUGGGAAAACUCCAAGAGGUGGAACAAAAUGGAUGAGCUGGCCAAGCAGCUGACAUCAAAGAAGCGCAUGGAGGAAAAUGAUAGUGGAGAAGACCCAGACAGGUCCAUGAAAAUGGCAUUCAGGUCUCACAAGUAUGACUUCAGUAGUCCAGAGGAAGAUGUGAGAAGGUCAUGGAAGCAUCACUCAAAGGAGGAUAGCAGUGAAGGAUUUCCGCUUGCUCCCAUGCCUGAAGAAAAGAAGGAUGAGGAAGGCAGUGCUAACAGGAGAACAGAGGACCAGGAGCUGGAGAGCCUUGCCGCCAUCGAGGCCGAGCUGGAGCGCGUGGCCCACAAGCUGCACGAGCUGAGGCGGGGCUGAGGGCUGGCCGCAGCCUCUCUCCACCGUGGUCUCCAUUCCCGGUCUCAUGCCGAGUACGAUGAGCAGAAGCACCGCGCCUUGGACGCCGGCCCCACGGGCGCCAGGCCUGCCUCCCUCGCAGUAGUGUUGUGCCCAUCACCGCUUCUUGUCCCCACGCUCCUUUCUCCCCUACGGAUGUCCACCCGCCCCAUCGGGCUACCGUAGCCAAGAAGUGUGACCUACACCUGUAUUUUCUCUCUUUUUCUUUAUUUUUAUUUCCUCCUUCCCUUUCUGUUUUUUAAAAGACAGGAGAGCUUUCUAGGAAGCUCUCCUCCCACCGGUAGUUUCACUGGGUAAAACUGCAAUAACUUGUUACCUUUUGAUUAAAAGCUGAGAACUCUGACUGUAAUAUAUUCUAUAUAAAAAAUUUAUCUAAGGAAAAAUAAAACCACGGUGGGCUCUUU
This is a messenger RNA of Meleagris gallopavo (turkey), 1998 nucleotides long. RefSeq names its product chromogranin A (gene CHGA). The record is from RefSeq and is a predicted model, not a curated record. NCBI's taxonomy places the organism in Eukaryota, Metazoa, Chordata, Aves, Galliformes, Phasianidae. Gene Ontology annotation, cellular component: chromaffin granule. Gene Ontology annotation, biological process: defense response to bacterium; negative regulation of insulin secretion; negative regulation of catecholamine secretion.